AUGGCGACUCACGAGAACAAGGAGGUGAAGGACCACAUGCAGGCCGCGGGCGCACAGCACGGCCACGGCACCAUCGACCCGGGCGUUCUCUGGAAGAUCCAGUUCGACAAGGACAAGUGGGAGCAGCGCGGGCGGGAGAUGGCCGAGCGCGAGCAGCGGGUGGAGUCCGAGGGCUUCCACCACCAGCACCACCACGUGCCCCUCCCUGUGCCACACCCCACCUUCCUCGUCUUUCCCUCGGUAGAGGCUGAGAAGGGGGACAUCGACAUCAAGGCUCAGGAGUGGAGCGAGGAGCUGAAGAAGCACGGCUACGCCGACGCUUAUCUUCGUGUCUCCGUCCCCAGCCGGCUGUACGUCAAGUUUGAGCUGCUGGAGACAAAGCCCGAGGAGAAGGAGCAGAAGCUGACACUGCAGGAGGUGGCCCAGCGCUUCGAGAGCAUUCUCCAGGCGCGCCAGGACGUGCGCGAGGUCCACACCCUGCCGCUUCCCUCCCAGACGCCGGACGUCAAUCUGCCGGGCGGGCUCAUGAGCGAGAAGCAGGUCCCGCACUACUGA
Acanthamoeba castellanii str. Neff is the source of this 555-nucleotide messenger RNA. RefSeq lists its product as uncharacterized. Lineage: Eukaryota; Discosea; Longamoebia; Acanthamoebidae. The transcript has 3 exons. The record is from RefSeq and is a predicted model, not a curated record. Bases 1 to 555 code for a protein of 184 amino acids.